This is a messenger RNA of Trichomycterus rosablanca, 3678 nucleotides long. It is a transcript of the gene toporsa, whose product is annotated as topoisomerase I binding, arginine/serine-rich a. The transcript is spliced from 3 exons. NCBI's taxonomy places the organism in Eukaryota, Metazoa, Chordata, Actinopteri, Siluriformes, Trichomycteridae. Gene Ontology annotation, molecular function: ubiquitin protein ligase activity. Gene Ontology annotation, biological process: protein monoubiquitination; protein polyubiquitination. The record is from RefSeq and is a predicted model, not a curated record. The coding region runs from base 138 to 2756 and encodes 872 amino acids.
GGAAGUAGCAGUGGUAUGUUUAGCCUCAACACUUCGGAUACAUGUUUGCUGAUGGCUGUAUAAAUGAGGCUUUAUAUGGAAUGUGUGUCUGAAUGAUCCUCUGUUGGAUGUAGAAGAACUUUAGGAGAGCUGAUGAGAUGGCGUCAGUGAUGGACGUAGACGUUCUGGCUCUCAGCCCCGUCUCUGCAGCGGCGGAGUCUCCUCGUAAAGAGUUGUCCCCGGACUCCAAGUGUCCGAUCUGUCUGGACCGGUUCAGAAACGUCUCGUACGCUGAUAAAUGUUUCCACCGGUUCUGUUUCUGCUGCAUCCUGGAGUGGUCCAAGAACAAAGCCGAGUGUCCGCUGUGCAAGCAGCCCUUCAGCUCCAUCUACCACUCGGUCCGCGCCCAGGACGACUUCCUGCACUACCAGCUGCGCCCGGGGGACGCCGGCUCCUUCGGGAGCGUGGACGGACGGAGGUUCCGGUACCGGACCACGCUCACGGUCGAGCGGCGCAGAGAGACCUGGAGAGUGGGGAACCAGCGGCAGCAGGAAGUGAUGCGUUUCCGCCGCUGGUUGUACCGGCGCGGGGUGCGGGUGCGAGGGGUUCGGGACGGCGGCCGGUCUCGAGAAACGUCGGCCGAGUUUUUCCGGAAGAAUCCGGCGUGUGUGCACAGGUUAGUUCCGUGGUUGAAGCGCGAGUUAACGGUGCUGUUCGGGCCGCGCGAUUCGCUGGCGGAUGUCGUCCGUCACGUCGUUUUGUCGUUGAUCGUGCGACACGACGUUCAGGGUGAGGUGGUGAAGCAGGAGCUCCGCCCCUUCCUUCGCUCACGGACCGAACACUUCCUGCACGAGUUUCUGAGCUUUGCUAAGUCGCCCUUUAACAUGGAGGCUUAUGAUCGAUUCGCCGUCUACGACUGCCCCGCCCCCACACACCUGACCUCUGUUUCCGAGGACGAUGAAGAUUUAAGCUCCGCCCCUUAUCCCUGGGAUGAUGAAACUCCAGGUCCGUCAUAUUCCAGCGUGACGCAGAGCGUGGUGACCGUCGCUAUCAGCGACUCGGACCUGGACAGCGACGCCGAAGAGGAGGAGGCGAUAAACGCUAACACAAACGCUAAUGCUAGUUUAAACGAGGAAGAUGAAAGCAGUGAUGAUGACUGCAUUGUUAUCGGCGUCGUUAAACCCACGGCUGAGAGAACACCGGAACUCAUCCAGCUCUCGUCUGAUUCUGAAUCUAAACCCUCCACCUCUAACCAAUCAGCACUCAGGCUGCCGACCAAUCAGAAACUACAGAAAUCAGGUGACACGCCCGCUCACGGCUACAGGAUGCGCUCUCACUCACCGAGCAGAAGAACUGAACCGACCAAUCACAGUUCUUCAUCCGACACACCCUUAAAAUCACACCCACAUACACGCUCAAGGUCGAGGUCACACCGCCGUGCACGCUCAAGGUCGAGGUCACACCCACGUGCACACUCAAGGUCACACCGCAGUGCACGCUCAAGGUCGAGGUCACACCCACGUGCACGCUCAAGGUCGAGGUCACACCCACGUGCACGCUCAAGGUCGAGGUCACACCCACGUGCACACUCAAGGUCACACCGCAGUGCACGCUCAAGGUCGAGGUCACACCCACGUGCACGCUCAAGGUCGAGGUCACACCCACGUGCACACUCAAGGUCGAGGUCACACCCACGUGCACACUCAAGGUCGAGGUCACACCCACGUGCACACUCAAGGUCGAGGUCACACCCACGUGCACACUUAAGGUCGAGGUCACACCGCCGUGCACGCUCAAGGUCACACCGCAGUGCACGCUCAAGGUCGAGGUCACACCGCCGUGCACGCUCAAGGUCGAGGUCACACCCACGUGCACGCUUAAGGUCGAGGUCACACCGCCGUACACGCUCAAGGUCACACCGCAGUGCACGCUCAAGGUCGAGGUCACACCCACGUGCACACUUAAGGUCGAAGUCACACCGCCGUGCACGCUCAAGGUCACACCGCAGUGCACGCUCAAGGUCGGGAUUCAGUCCUUAUUCACAAUCUCGCUCUCGUUCAUGCUCCCACAGUCACAGUUGGAAAACCCACAGCAGGUCUAAGAAAGACUUACAGGACUGGAGUGUAAGCCCCGCCCCUUCCUCCAACAGAAGGUCCCACCAUAACCAGACCAGUGAGAAGAGGAACCACAGAUCAGCUCAUGAGAGGGUGGCGCCUCCAGCUGGUGAGAGAAGCAGGAGCAAAGAGAGACGCCACAAGAAGAAGAGGAAGAAGAGGAUGAGGAGUCGGAGCCACAGUGGGGAGAUCAGGAAACACCACAGGAAACACAAACACAAGAAAAAAAAAAGCAGAAGAAAGAGGAGUGAACAGAGACCAGGACCGGCCACGCCCUCCAUCAUCACCAUCGACACCGACACAGACUCCGAACAGGACCGGACCCCCCCGACUCUUUUAUCUCAUACUGGAACAGACCUGGAUGGUGCAGCACCAUAUGGUGACUCUCCAAAUUCUGCACCCUCAGUUAGUGCCAUGACCAGUGAUCCCUCACCGAACAGGGUCCCUGUGCACACUGCACCAUCAAACACUGCAGCCCCGAAUCUUUUACCCUCACCAACUGAAGCACCAGAAAACGUUUCAGACCCAAAAACUGCAGCAACAACGAUCGAACCCCAAACUAGUGCAAUCACAGAGUGUACACCACCACCAUCUUCAUACAGUCCAACAGCAGACUGUGGUUCCUCAGAUGGUGCUCCAUCAACAGUUAGGGACUCCAGCUGAGAUGUUCUACAUGGAUUCUUCUUCUGUAAUGCAGAUGUGGUAACAGCUGUAAAGAUGUGGGAUCAGAAUCUGGGGUCUUUAAUCUGGAUUAAGCUGAUGAUGAUGAUGAUGAUGAUGAUGAUGAUGAUGAUGAUGAUGAUGUAUGCUUCUAAAAUCAUAAAUAUGUGGACAGGUUAACAGCUCUUGGUUUCUCUGCAUGUUUUUAUGUUUUAUUUACUCUUUGUUUUAUCACAUGAAUCCGAUGCUUUGAUCUGAUUGGACAGAAUGUAUUUUAAUAACAAUCUGAUAAAGUUUUUGUCUGGAAUCAUUGAACCCGAACAUCACUCGGGUCUCCGUGUGUCAAUGUGAGCAGCUUUUGAGUUUAUAUUCACUGUGAAGAUCAAAGCUUUGGUUCGGCUGAGUAAUAAAAACACGCUUCUGUUCUCUUGAUUUAAAAAAGACAAAAUCUGCAAUCAAAAAUAUAUAAACAUCACAUUUUAUAUUUAGUAUGAUUUUAAUGUAAAAGAAACACGAGUGAACACAACAUACAUCUUUAAAUAAUUCUUUUAUUUAUUACAGAUAAUGAUUCAACAACUACAUCCCCCAUGUGAAAAAGUAAUCACCCCACUGAACCUAAUAACCCUCAGCAGUAAUGUGAUGAGUUUUACCAUCUCUGUGGAGGUUUUUAUGCCGGAUAUUCUUAGUGAUCUAAUCCUAUCUGGGCCUUGGACCAGUACUGAGAGCAACUAACCCAGUCCCCCCCCCCCCCCCCCCCUUACAUUGCCUGUCAUGUCUGUGUAGACGCCCGACUUGUUACUAGCACAGCUGAGAUUCAGAGCUGGUGUGAUUUACCGCUCUGAGAGCUUUUUCUCUUUUGUUGUUUUUAAUUUUUUAUUAUUUCUUAAAAUAAAGAUUGCUUUGCAGUGGAAGAGUGAGAGGUGAA